AUGGUGGCCACCGAGGGGCUGCGCGAGAUGGAGGGCAGCGCGCUGCGCCGGCUCGUGGGCCGCGACGAGGCCGGGGCCGGCGGCGCCGCGCGGUGCCUGGUGCUGGACUGCCGCCCCUUCCUGGCGCACAGCGCCGGGCACAUCCGCGGGGCGCUCAACGUGCGCUGCAACACGAUCGUGCGGCGGCGGGCCAAGGGCGCCGUGAGCCUGGAGCAGAUCCUGCCGGCCGAGGGCGAGGUGCGGGCGCGGCUGCGGGCCGGGCUCUACGCCGCCGUCGUGGUGUACGACGAGCGCAGCCCGCGCGCCGAGGCCCUGCGCGAGGACAGCACCGUGGCGCUCGUGGUGCGCGCGCUCCGUCGCGACACGGCGCGCGCCGACAUCCGCCUCCUGGCAGGGGGCUAUGAGCGCUUCUCCUCGGAGUACCCCGAAUUCUGCGCAAAAACCAAGUCCCUGAGCAAUGUGUCACCCCCCACCAGCGCUGAGCCCCUGGAUCUGGGCUGCAGUUCCUGUGGGACCCCCUUCCAUGACCAGGGUGGGCCUGUGGAGAUCCUUUCCUUCCUCUACCUUGGCAGCGCCUACCACGCAGCCCGGCGGGACAUGCUCGACGCACUGGGCAUCACAGCCCUGCUGAACGUCUCCUCAGACUGCCCCAACCACUUCGAGGGGCACUACCAGUACAAGUGCAUCCCUGUGGAGGACAACCACAAAGCUGACAUCAGCUCCUGGUUCAUGGAGGCAAUUGAGUUCAUUGACUCGGUGAAGGAGUGCUGUGGCCGUGUCCUGGUGCACUGCCAGGCUGGCAUCUCCCGCUCGGCCACCAUCUGCUUGGCGUACCUGAUGAUGAAGAAGCGUGUCAAGCUAGAGGAGGCCUUCGAGUUUGUCAAGCAGCGCCGGAGCAUCAUCUCCCCCAACUUCAGCUUCAUGGGGCAGCUGCUGCAGUUCGAGUCGCAGGUGUUGGCCACUUCGUACGCAGUGGAGGCCGUCAGCCCCUCGGGGACGCUGCGGGAGCGGGGCAAGGCCACCUCCACCCCCACCUCGCAGUUUGUCUUCAGCUUCCCGGUGUCUGUCGGUGUCCAUGCCACCCCCAGCAGCCUGCCCUACCUGCACAGCCCCAUCACCACGUCGCCCAGCUGUUAGCUCAGGGCCAGGCCAGCUGGGCAGGCAGUGCCGGGCGUGCAGGGGCGCCGAGCCCCGCGAUGUUAAGCAAUAGUGCCGGACACUGCCCUUCACCCUGGACUCGCCAUCUUUUUCGUAGAGAAAUUUCUUACCUCAUCUUGGUUUGUUUGCUUUUUAUUGUGAUGUUUUAAAAGCACGAAGUUGUAAAAGCCACAAACCUUGACAUUGUCCAGGCUCUUCGGGGGAGGAACAAAAUAGUAUACUGGGUUUCCUCAAGUGCCUGGUCUUCACGUAUUUCCAUCCCCAUUUUACUGUCUUGUUUUUUACACCUCCCCUUCUCCCCAUGUUUCUGGUCCCAGCUCAUCUAGGUUGACAAGGGAGCAUUCCCUGUUUUUAUCGUGCAGCAGCCUUCCCUCUUGCAGAGACACCUUGGUGUGUGUGGUGGGUGCUGCUUACCUGAGCCAGGUACACUUUGGACAAGCAGAGCUGCAGGCAGGGCCUUGGGGCGAGCAGGAGUGGUGGCAUGGGGCUGCCUGCACUCAACCUCAGCCCUGCCAGUGCCUGGGGAGAUAAGGCAGGAGUUGGCAGGCACCUGCCAAAUCACCAGCUGAGCCUAUUCCAGGGGGAGAGUAAUCUUUGUGGUUGGGAAGUGGUUUGGAGGGAGAGAUGUAGUCUGAAAUGCCUCUUUUCUUGCCUCUGUGGAUCACUGGUUUCUAGAAAACUUAGGUCCAAUCUCCUGUGGCUUUAAGAUGAGAAAGAAGGGGUUGGGGCAGCAGUCUGGGCUGCUUUUGAUUACUCUGUUCAGUUUCCUCUUCACCCGUCCCACUGCUGCUCUUCUUCCAAAAGUAGCAGGAAGGGACAUGGGUGGGCCAUAAUGGAAGAGAGAAGCUGUGGGGUGGAGGACAGGCUGGCCCAGAGGUGUCAUUCAUCCAGCAUUUUCAAGCUUCUCCCACCUCAUGACCAGCCCUUUUCCUGUGCUGAGUCUUGUUCACCUGUGCAACAUUUCUGCAGCUUUUGGCCCAAGCCUUGAAAAUGCCUCAUCUUCAACCCACCUGGAGCCUUAUUUCCCACCCUACCUCUGUCCUUCCCUCCAGCCCAGUCCAACACACAAGAUGCCUGUGUGGCUGAUGUACAUAUGUAUGGUUUUGUUCCUUUUUUUUUUUUUCUAGAAAUUAACUUUUUAUUUAUUGCCUGAGGGAAGGAGAAAACAUUGUUUGGAGAAAAUAAAAAUAAAACUGUUUUCAACA
Messenger RNA from Melospiza melodia melodia, 2363 nucleotides. It is a transcript of the gene DUSP4, whose product is annotated as dual specificity phosphatase 4. The record is from RefSeq and is a predicted model, not a curated record. The transcript has 4 exons. Gene Ontology annotation, biological process: protein dephosphorylation; negative regulation of MAPK cascade; endoderm formation. Lineage: Eukaryota; Metazoa; Chordata; Aves; Passeriformes; Passerellidae. Bases 1 to 1137 code for a protein of 378 amino acids. Gene Ontology annotation, molecular function: protein tyrosine/threonine phosphatase activity; MAP kinase tyrosine/serine/threonine phosphatase activity; MAP kinase tyrosine phosphatase activity. Gene Ontology annotation, cellular component: cytoplasm; nucleus.